GCUGCUCUGGCAGACGAGCCUCGUCCGCCAGGCGGGUCUGCAGAGCGUGACCCAGCAGCGCCCGCACCCUGUGCCCUGCCCUGCCCAGGGGUGUGGGGCCAGCGGUGGCGGCAUCGAGCCUGCUGCUAAUGGGGCUGCUGUGUUCCUUUCAGCAAUGCUUCGUUUGUGGCGAGCGAGGGGCCACCAUCACCUGCACGGAGACGGGCUGUGAACGCAGCUUCCAUCUCCCCUGCGCCUCGGAGGGAGAAUGUGUCACCCAGUUCUUUGGGCGGUACAGGUCCUUCUGCUGGGAGCACCGCCCUCAGCAGGCAGUGCAGGCAGCUCCAGAGCAGGACACCACCUGCAUCAUCUGCAUGGACCCUGUGGGGGACAGCAAGUCCUACCACACCAUGGUGUGCCCAGCCUGCAGUCACGCCUGGUUCCACCGGGGCUGCAUCCAGGGACAAGCUGUGUGCGCAGGCAUUCUCUGCUUCCAGUGCCCCAUCUGCAGAAACAGGGGGGAGUUUUGUUCAGAAAUGUUCAUCAUGGGGAUCCGAGUCCCAUUCAGAAGACCAACCUGGGAGAACAACGACGCCUUUGCAUCGCUGCGAGAGAGGCACCAGCGCUGUGAUGUCAGCGAAUGCCUUUACCCACAAGGCAGGGAGCAGGCGGAGGGACAGGGGCCCUGGCAGCUGCUCCUGUGCCGCUCCUGCGCCGCCGAAGGCACCCACCGGCGCUGCUCCAACUUGACCAACAGCGCAGGCACCUGGGAGUGCGGCAGCUGCGCUGGCGUGGGCACCGCCUCCAGUGCCAACCUGGGGCUCGCCGGCCCCACCACCUCCAGUAAAGAGGCUCUGGGCCCUCCCGUGGCUCCCCAGCACCUGAAAGCAGCAGCCUCAGCAGCGCCAGCAGCCAGGCAGCACCGGGGCCAUCCCACAGUUCCCAGGUGACUGAGAGGAGGCGGCCAGGGACAGAACAGAGGACAAUCUGCCAGCCUGUACGCCAGGCCCAAGACACCUGUAACGAUCCUGGAAGAAGCCGCUGCAGGAGCAGCCGUGCUGCAGAACCCAGCGCUGGGAGCAGCACCCCCAGCCUGGCCAGCCAGAGGGC
Messenger RNA from Cygnus olor (mute swan), 1089 nucleotides. RefSeq names its product PHD finger protein 7-like. The coding region runs from base 129 to 929 and encodes 266 amino acids. The record is from RefSeq and is a predicted model, not a curated record. Lineage: Eukaryota; Metazoa; Chordata; Aves; Anseriformes; Anatidae. Gene Ontology annotation, cellular component: nucleus. The transcript has 6 exons.